Molecule: messenger RNA, 1637 nt
Organism: Pogoniulus pusillus (Red-fronted tinkerbird)
Lineage: Eukaryota; Metazoa; Chordata; Aves; Piciformes; Lybiidae
Product: keratin, type I cytoskeletal 14-like
Exons: 8
Coding region: 71-1378 (435 amino acids)
Biological process (GO): intermediate filament organization; epithelial cell differentiation
Cellular component (GO): cytoskeleton; keratin filament
Molecular function (GO): structural molecule activity
Source: RefSeq, a predicted model, not a curated record
CAGUCUGCUCUGUGCCUCCAGCUGAGCAGGGGACCCGCGCUUGGGGCUUGGGAUCCGAUUUGCUUCCACCAUGAGCUGCAGCAUCAAGAGAACCUCCAGUACCUCCUACAGGAGCGGUGGAGCUGCCUGCGGGGGUGGCGGUGGUGCUGGUGUGGGCAGGAACUCUUCGGUGUCCUGCCGGCGCUACGCAGCCUCCUGCUAUGGGGGUGGCAGCUACGGGGGGUCAGGGGGCAGCAUGGGCUACGGAGGGGGCAUGAGCGCUGGCAGCAUGGCAGGAGGCCUCUGCGGUGGCAUAGGAGGAGGCUUUGGUGUUGGUGGGGACCUGCUGCUGAGCGGCAACGAGAAGGUGACAAUGCAGAACCUCAACGACCGCCUGGCAGCCUACCUGGACAAGGUGCGGCGGCUGGAGGAGGAGAACGCGCAGCUGGAGCAGCACAUCCGAGAGUGGUACAGGAAGCAGGCCCCUGCUGCUGCCAAGGACUACAGCUCCUACUACCAGGCCAUCGAGCAGCUGCAGAACCAGAUCAUUGCUGCCUCUGUAGACAACAACAGGCUGCUGCUGGACAUUGACAACAGCAAGAUGACAGCUGAUGACUUCAGGAUGAAGUAUGAGAACGAGCUGGUCAUCAGGCAGACUGUGGAGGCUGACAUCAAUGGCUUGAGGAACCUCCUGGAUGACCUCACUCUGGUUAGAUCUUCCCUGGAGUCUGAGCUGGAGUCCUUGAAGGAUGAGCUGAUUGCUCUCAAGAGAAACCACGAGGAGGAGCUGAGGCAGCUGCAGGCACAGACUGGUGGUGAUGUGAGUGUGGAGGUCAAUGCUGCCCCUGGAGAGGACCUGACCAAGAUCCUGAACGACAUGAGGCAGGAGUACGAGCAGAUCAUCGAGAAGAACCGCAGGGAGGUGGAGCAGUGGUACGAGGUCAAGAUCGAGGAGGUCAAUCGCCAGGUCACCUCCAGCAGCCAGGACAUCCAGAGCAGCAGCCAGCAGCUGGCCGAGCUCAGGCGUGAGAUGCAGAACCUGGAGAUCGAGCUGCAGGCUCAGCUCAGCACCAAAAACUCCCUGGAGAACUCCUUGGCAGAGACCGAGUCCCGCUACGGCUGCCUGCUGCAGCAGCUGCAGAGCCAGAUCCACUCGGUGGAGGAGGAGCUGGCCAGCAUCCGCUGCGAGAUGGAGAGCCAGAGCCAGGAGUACAAGAUGCUGCUGGGCAUCAAGACCCGCCUGGAGCAGGAGAUCGCCCAGUACCGGGCACUGCUGGAGGAAGGGCAGCAGGACAUCGUUGCUUCCCAAGGAGUUGGGAAAUCCUCCCAGGCAUUUUCUUCCACUUACUACUCUCAUUCCCCGGGUGGAGACAUGGCAGGACACUCACGAGUGUGCUAGAGAGAGAGCUGAAAGCCACGGUGCUGGCACCCUCCAGCCCAGAAUCCCUGACCAUGGGCAAGGACAGACUGAACCCAUCUGCAGCACAGCUGGUGCCAGGGGAGGGAGCUGGAGCAGCGCCUGGGCUGCUGCCUCCUCACCCCUCUGCCGUUCUGCAAAGCUUCUUGCACUCAGCUUCUCUUGGGGCAGGGCUCCUAAGGGCUUCCCUGCUGCUGCUAGCACAGCCUCAAUAAACCUUCCCUCUGCAAUGCAAACCAAA